AUCUGAAUACUCAUCUUUGUAAUCUAAUUUUCUGUGAGAAAGGAAAAUCCCAAGUUUGUUCUUUAUUUUCCAACCAGAUCAUGGCCAAAGCCAAAACAUCACUUACCAUUCAAAAUUUCCACCAAAUGGCUAGUCUGGUGUCCGUUAAACUAUCUAGCACCAACUUUCUUUUGUGGAAAUCUCAAAUCUAUCCACUAAUUCGAAGUGCUCAGCUUCUCCAUCACCUUGAGGAGGAAGCUCCAGCAAUGACUGUCAUUAAGAAUGACAAAGAGGUACCCAACCAAGACUAUGAAGUCUGGUUAAACAACGAUGGACUCCUUACUAGUUGGUUGCUUGGAACCAUGAAUGAAGAUUCUCUAAGCUUGGUUGUUGGUUCUAACUCAACCUACCAGAUUUGGAAGUGUCUCCAGGACCAUUAUUUGGCGGCCACAAAAGAACAGGAGUUGUAUCUAAAGGGACAAUUGAUUGUCAAGAAAGGUGAUGAUGAAUCUCUUGAAGACUUCAUCAGAAAAUUCAAGAAAACAUGUGAUAGUCUUGCAGCGAUUCAAAAACCCCUUGAUGAUCUUGACAAAGUUUUUCAACUCUCCAAAGUUGUAGGAUCAUGCUAUCAACCCUACAAUCUGGCUGUUCUCUCAAAGGCCCCGUAUCCUACAUUUAACCAAUAUAUUGCAGGAUUACAAAAUUAUGAACAGGAUCUGCAAGUCCAGAAACAAGAAAACAAAAAUAAAGCUCCUGUUUUCAGUCAGGUGUUUGUCGCUCAAAGAGGAAGAGGUCAUCAUGACAGAGGCUAUGGAGGUAGACAUUUUAAUUCCAGGGGAAGAGGAUUUGUCCAAGCUGGUAACUACAACCGGUUCGGUAACCAUAAAAAUCAAUUAGUCAACAAUAAUCCUGCACCCCAGCAACACAUGACGCAGAAGAGAUUUCAGACCAAAAACAUGACAACCCAAGGUGAAAGCUCUUGCCAAAUAUGUGGAAUUAAUGGUCAUAUUGCCGUAAAGUGUUGGUACAAGUUUGAUCAUGCAUAUCAAAGUGAAGAGCUACCUCAAGCCCUUGCAACUCUAUCUUUGGAAGAUGAAAAGGAUCCAAGACAUUAUGCUGACACCGCAGCUAUUGAUCAUAUGACCUCAGAAGCAGGUAAUCUCUUUGUGAAAAGACCUUAUAAUGGUAAUCAAAAAGUUUACACAGGUGAUGGAACGCCCUUGCAGAUCUCACAUGUUGGAUCUAUGUCAGUUGGCCCUUUAAAACUUAAAAAUGUUUUAGUUGCGCCUGAACUCAAAAAAAAUCUUAUUUCUAUUAGCAAGUUUACUGAUGAUAAUAACUGUAUUUUUGAGUUCUCAUCUACUGGUUUUGUGAUUAAGGAUCAAACAACACAGGCAAUUCUGGCCAAAGAUUGUCAAGAUGAAAGGGAGCAUUUUCAGCAUCUACCUGAACCCACAACAGUACCUGAUCCAGCCGGGGUAAUGGGAGUUAUACCUCAACAGCACCAGGAUUCCUCUCCACAACAUCAAGACAAUGCCAACUUGAAUGUUUUAGAAAUUGGGCAAAAUUCCAUGGUCUCACAUCUAGCAGAAAAUCAACAAAACAAUGUAGAUGUGACUAGUGGAGAUCCACACCAAAUUAUUGAAGCUGUGGCUUGGCAUGAAGUCCAAAAUCGAAAUAUUCAGGGAGUCUCACCACCUUUUCAUAACACUACUUCUAUUUCUACUCAUCCUAGGCUUACAAGAACUCGGAUUGGUAUAGAUACAGGACAUGUGAAAACAAUUUUUCCAAAAAAUGCUAACACCAUGAUUACUAAUGACAUAUCUUCUGCAGUGGCUAGAGGCUUCUCUCAAGUUCCUGGAGUUGAUUUUGAUGAGACUUUUAGCCUUGUCCUCAAACCAACCACUCUUUGUAUGGUCCUUGCUCUUGCCACAACAUGUGCUUGGCCUCUCCGACAACUUGAUGUGAAGAACUCCUUCCUUCAUGGUGAACUCAAGGAGACAGUUUAUAUGAAUCAACCACCAGGUUUUGAAGAUCUGACAUACCCUCACUAUGUUUGCCAAUUAAAUCGCUCCAUUUAUGGUCUUAAACAAGCUCCAAGGGUCUGGUUUGACACCUUUACACUACAUCUUUUGAGUAUGGGCUUCUUUUGUAGUCAAGCAGACUCCUUAUUGUUUGUCUUGCAUAAUCCUCAAGGAACAGCCUUGCUACUUCUAUAUGUUGAUGACAUUGUGCUCACGGCAAGCUCGGAUGAACUACUACCGUGUAUUAUUGACAAUCUUAGCCCUAAAUUUGCUAUCAAGGAUCUUGGCACUCUUCGAUAUUUCUUGGGUAUUGAAGUCACUAGCUUUUCUGGAGGAAUUUUUCUAUCUCAAGCUAAAUAUGCUCGUGACAUCCUUACUCAAGCUUCAAUGCUAGAAGCCUCUACUAUUUCUACUCCAUUAGCCAUAAAGGAUCCUGUUACACUACGAGAUAAUGAUCCAAAUACAUUUUGGGAUACGAAUUAAAGAAUGUUAUAUCAUUGCAUAUCCCAAGAGCCAUGCUCUAUUUGAUUAAAUGCUCACAUUGAUUUAAGUUUGGUUAUAUAUCUAUAUAGAUAAGUGUAAUGAAGGAAGAGGAAAACAAAGUGAGAUUCUUCCUUUAAAGGCUAAAACUAUGAUAUCUAACUCUUUUUUGAAAAUGUUGCAAUUCUUGUUCAUGACUUCUUCUUCUCCAGUUCAUUUGAGAGGUUUAUUAUUUUUUUUUUAACGUUUUUGAUAGACAUGUGUAAAAUGAAGUGUUAAAUGUGUU
Messenger RNA from Rubroshorea leprosula, 2769 nucleotides. Lineage: Eukaryota; Viridiplantae; Streptophyta; Magnoliopsida; Malvales; Dipterocarpaceae. The record is from the annotation of a GenBank genome assembly.